CAAACACUUCCGAGUUAAAGGUUAGUCAGUGAAAUUAAGAUGGCUGCCCCCUUGGAGUUAUACUGCUGGAAAGGCGACUGGGGUUUACCGUCUAUAGAUACAGAUUCUUUGACCGUUCUGGCCUAUGCCAAAUUUGCAGGCGCCCCUCUCAAAGUCCACAAGAUCACCAACCCCUGGAGAAGCCCAACGGGUUCUCUGCCAGCUCUAAAGACCAGAGAGGAGGGCAGUGUCUCUCAGCCCAGCAAGAUCAUCAUCCACCUCAGGAAACAGAAGUACAAUGCAGACUAUGACCUAUCGGCGAAGGAGGGGGCGGACACUCUCGCCUUCAUCUCCCUACUGGAGGAGAAACUGCUGCCGGCACUGAUCUACACCUUCUGGCUGGACUCCAAGAACUAUGUGGACCUGACGCGGCGUUGGCACGCGGACAACGUCCCCUUCCCGCUCAACUUCUUCCUGCCCAACCGCAUCCACGGGCAGCAGCUGGACCGGCUGCGAUUGGUCCGCGGCGACAGCGGGCUGGAGCCUGGCGACGACAUCGAGAAGGAGCUGUACAGAGAUGCCCUAGAGUGCAUGACUCUGCUCUCUCAGCGCUUGGGCUCACACAAGUUCUUCUUCGGGGAUUCCCCCUCCUCUCUGGAUGCCUAUGUGUUUGGGUACCUGGCCCCGCUGGUGAAGGCCAAGCUUCCCAACGCCAAACUGCAGCAGCACCUGACCUCCCUGGACAACCUGCGGCUCUUCUGCUCCAACAUCCUCACCCUGUACUUCCCCUCCGAGGGGCGAGAGCCCCCCUCCCAGAAGCCCUCGGGCCAGGCGGACGGGGGGGACUUUGACCACGAGCCUCACAAGCGGCGUAAGCAGUUGCUGUCGGCGCUGCUGGCCCUGGGCGCCAUGCUGGGCUACGCGGUCCUGACGGGCAUCGUGUCCAUCCAGCGCGUCCAAUCGCAGCAGGCCAUCGACGCGCCCCACCGGCACCGGCCCCAGGACGAGGAAGACGAGGAGUGAGACCGUGAGGAGGAGGAGGAGGAGGAGGAGGAGGUGGAGGAAGAGCAGAGCAUCUUUGCAGCCGUCAAGGACUUUUGGGGAGGGAGUGACAGAGAGGGGGGGGGGCCGUCCCGGGAUGUCGACGUUCUCCGCUUCGGACAGAACCCGGAUUCAGGCGUCGCAAAAACGCACUUUCCUCCGUUUCUGAAGAGAUGUAUAAUUACCUAUCGCAAAAAAAAAAAACAGCUACGGAAAACACUCUGCUAUCCAGGCCUCUGAUGUCUGUCUGUUAGCCUUUCUGACAAACCAGUUAGAUUCUACCGAUAUGCUUGAACAACAGAUAAAGACGUGGACACUAUGGGAGAAGGGAGCUGUGUAUAUUUAGAUACUUUCAAGACGGGCAACUUCGAGGCAAUAGCCUUUGUAAGAACAAAGCAGAACGUUAUCGAUAGCUUGUUGUUUUUUUUCGCUUUAUUUUUUACUAUAUUGUAUAAUUUCAGGACUGGUUGAAAGUAUUUUUUUGGUUUGCUGCCAGAUAUAUAAACAGGGUUUGGAGUUGUUAUUUUUCCUUGUUUUU
Messenger RNA from Conger conger (European conger), 1558 nucleotides. RefSeq names its product metaxin 1b (gene mtx1b). NCBI's taxonomy places the organism in Eukaryota, Metazoa, Chordata, Actinopteri, Anguilliformes, Congridae. The transcript has 8 exons. Gene Ontology annotation, cellular component: SAM complex. The coding region runs from base 40 to 1002 and encodes 320 amino acids. The record is from RefSeq and is a predicted model, not a curated record. Gene Ontology annotation, biological process: mitochondrion organization.